AUUGCAAAUUAAAGCAGGUAAUCUGUAACGAUACCUGUUCAGAGCCUAUUCCAUACUCCCUGGACUGUAACAUAAGCGCUUCUGUUACGAUGAUUUUCCUACGGCUAUUCCUAUACGGGAGAUACUUUCGCAGUAAUAAAUAUAAAUGGAUUCAUAAAUCAAAUUCGGUUUUUAAGAUAUUAAUUGGACUUCGGCUUCUCGACCGCGCUUGAGAGGGCAGCAAAUCGUCGUUAAUGAGGGUUUACUGCACUGUCUAGCUAAGUGUUCAAGGCGCCAACUACACUGGGACCACGCGAUCGCAAUUUGAAUGCGUAGGACAUUGUUAGCGCGCGAUCACUACAACGUCAACUGCUAAUAAAUUCAAUUAGAGGUGGACACAAAAUCAAAGAAAGUGCACAAGUAACAAGUUUUUGGUGUUUUGUCCGAAAAAGAAACAGUAACAGAAAAGGAUAUAUAGUUAGUGCGGAAAAUAAAUCUUUUUGGAGAAGAGUUAUUGGAAACAUAUUAAUUCUUAAACAGGAGAUGGUACGGAGGACGGUGAGGAGCACUGUAGACCAGAUGGUAGUCAUGAUCCCCAUGAUUCUACUGCUGGUCGACACGCCCUGUCACGCUAGACCGAGGCGCAGGUUUUGUGAAUAUUAUCCUUUCGCUCCAAAAUGCCUGGGCGUUGCAGCUAAAAGAAGUCCAUCAAGAUCUGAUAUAUACCAAAGUUUAAUCAACAAAGUUUUAGCAGAAGCUGUGGAGGAAAACUUAUCUAAAGUGAAUACACUGACAUCUACACAACCAGAUUUGUAUGAUGAUAAAACGGCAGCAUUGAGCAAACUAGCCACAAUGGUCCUAGCGGCCGAGAGAAAACAUGAUGCUAGAAAUGCAUUUACGGUGAGUGAAAAACGAGCCACAAUGGUCUUAGCGGCAGAGAGAAAACAUGAUGCUAGAAAUACAUUUACGGACACAGAAGACACGUGGUCACAGCAAUUUGGAGAUUACGAAAGUGGUAGAGGCAUUUAGUAAACCCAUUGAAUAAAAGGGAGACAUCCUUAUGAAAACAGACUACAAUUUACAUUUGAAAAAUUCCUAAACAAUAGAUACUAAGUGUUAUUAAUGAAAACACUAAAUGUAAAUACUUUCGGGUAUAAUUUCAUACUUUGUCCUAGACUAUGUGUUAUCUAUCUUUAGACGUGACCUCAAAAGUAUAAAGUUUUGAUAUUUUGCUUUGUCUUGAUUAAGUUGUAAUAAGAUGUACACCUUUAUUAUAGCUAUGAUAAGAAACGACAGCAAGUAUGCACGAACUAACCUCGUACACAAAUAUUACCCUGAGGAAUAUUUUAGAAAAAAGUGCAAUUUUUAAACAUAAACGACGAAUACCAGUAUCUGUCAUUCACAGACGAAUAGCAAACCUUGCUGUUGAUACUCGACAAAUCCAUUGGAUGGAUGUUAAAAUACUUGGAAUUGGUUGCGCGGAUAAAAAACUGUUAGCAGUAAAAUGUUAACUCAACAUGAUGUAAUUCCUCAAUAUUAAGGAAAAGUUUAAUUUUCGAAAAUCUAAACGACGAAAUAUUAGUCGUUUAUUGUUAUUGUUAAAACGUGUCUCAUGCAUUUGAACUGAUAAUUAGACAAUGCAGAUUUUACUGUUUGUCUUGUCAUAUGUAUUCCAUUAGUAUCAAGAUGUGGUCGGCUAAUGCUAUGAGGACGAUAUGAUUUAAAUGGAAGCAAAAUAAUGUUGAAAGUGAAAAGGGCAGUAUUUCAAUAUGCUGAUUCAAUAUGUUGCAGUUUUACCUCAAAUACAAAGGGAUCAAUAUGCUAAACAUUUAAAGGAAUCAACAUAACAAGUUGUUAAGAAAAACGCUUCUUAGUUUUGGCUGUUAUGAGGAUUGUAAUAAAAUAGCAACACCUUGAAAGCUCUAGGACAUUGGAUUUAUAUGAUAUCAUGUCAUAGAUAAAACAUCAAAAGGACGGUUUACUUCACUGGCUGUCAUGGAUGAACAGAAUCAAUCUGUGUUGAUAUAUGUAUAUACUGUCAGACGAAACAUUUGGAUACAUUUUUUAUUUCGGCACUCGAAUCCAUUUUAGACUAUCUGUAUGACUAGAUAUUUCUGCAAUUUUGUUUAUCAAGUGGCGUCUUUCCUUAAAUUCAACCAAGUAAAGCUGAAUAAACUUCCAAGUCAUCUAACGCCAGAAACAAUUAGUCGUUUGCCAUUAUCAUUUAUAUUGCUUCGGGCAUAUUUUAUUGUAAAAUUAGGCAUACCUUCAGCUAUAUGUAGUCAUUCCGAAAUUGCACAUGUCAGCAAAAUUGUAGGACCUUUAUCAGCCUUGUUAUCUCACAAAAAUACGAAAAAAUAUGUUAAAUUGAAAGACGAGCAAGUUUCUACAUCAGAGAAGAAAAUAUUUACAAACGUUCAAUAUUUCGUCACACUCUUAUUUGAAAAAAGAGAGAUUUGUGAUAUUAGAGCAUAUUGAAUGUUUGAAAACUAAAUAUAAGACUGCAUAAUUUGAUAGCAUAAAGGAUUGUCCAAAACAUAUGUAAAAUUUAAAAUGUAUUAUUUUAAGCGGUUUUAAAGGUUUGGCGGAAUAUCAAGAUUUGCAUCCGAACAUUUAUUUAUUUAUUUUAUCACAUAAUGUGAUGUAAAAUCUAUCUUUGCCUAUACAAAGAUAUGCAUUACAUUUAUCGACGUACAGUAACAAGUUACUGGAGGACUUAAAUAUUUUAUAACAAUGUUAAAAUCUGUUUCAUUGGAAAACAUGUAAACACAAAAUUAUUUAUAUAUAUAUAUUUGAUGAUAUACAUCUUUUGACUAAUCAUAUCAUAGCAAAAUGACAAUUCUGGCUUCAGAUAAUAUAGUCUAUGAUAUUUAUAAAUUUCAUGUAAUACUAUUUCUGUAUAUCUUGAUUACUGAAAUAAAAUUGGGUAAUUACGUUUUCCAA
This is a messenger RNA of Mercenaria mercenaria, 2922 nucleotides long. RefSeq lists its product as uncharacterized. The record is from RefSeq and is a predicted model, not a curated record. The coding region runs from base 523 to 1008 and encodes 161 amino acids. NCBI's taxonomy places the organism in Eukaryota, Metazoa, Mollusca, Bivalvia, Venerida, Veneridae. The transcript is spliced from 5 exons.